Messenger RNA from Candidozyma auris, 702 nucleotides. RefSeq names its product Ist1p (gene IST1). Gene Ontology annotation, biological process: protein transport. Bases 1 to 702 code for a protein of 233 amino acids. The transcript has a single exon. The record is from RefSeq and is a predicted model, not a curated record. NCBI's taxonomy places the organism in Eukaryota, Fungi, Ascomycota, Pichiomycetes, Serinales, Metschnikowiaceae.
AUGGCGAUUUCAAAACUCAAGUUUCUUCAAGAGAAGAAAACUGCACUCACCAAGCAACAACGAAGACAGCUAGCGGAUCUACUUGGAACUGGCAAGGAGUCCAGCGCAAAGAUUAGAGUCGAAAAUAUUAUCAGAGACGAUAUCUACAUUGAGCUUCUAGAGUAUCUCGAGCUCUACUGCGAGCUUUUACUCGCCAGACUAUCCAUAGUAUUAGACACGCUGAAGCAUGAAGUCGAUCCAAAUUUAAAAGAAGCAGUGCUGCUGGUCAUCUACGCCUGUCAUCACACGGAAGUGAAGGAAUUAAUUGCAUUGGGAGAUUUGCUCAAACACAGGUAUGGCCCCGAGUUUUCUGCAGCCGUGCACACCAACUCCAACGGAGAGUAUGUCCCUAGCAAAAUUACAAAACGGUGCGCCAUUGACCCGCCUUCAGAGGUCCUUGUGGACUUGUAUUUAAGCGAGAUUGCGAAAACGUACGGUGUUCCCUACCUGGGUCUCAAGGAGGAGAUGCCGCCUCCUCUCUCGGAUCCAAAAGAUGAUGAUAAAGACUCGGGGUCAGAUUCUGGGAGCGGAGGUGGGCUUACGGAGGAGCCCAUCGCGGCAGAUUUUGAGCAGCGACCAAGUGUAGCCAGUCAGGUUGCUCCGAAGAAGGACGAGCUGGACUUUGAUGCGUUGAAAGCGAGAUUCGCAGCCUUAAAGAAGUAG